GGGUGGGGUGGGUGUGUGACCCUGAUCCCCAUUGACCAAACGACCCCCGCUAGCAGUGGCCGCAGAUCUCGUCAUCCUGAGCGCGGCGGCGCAGCGGCGGCGGCCAUGGACACCGCCGCGGCAAAGGCAGCGUGGAACGCCAACUACGGCAUCGUCAGCAGUGGCGACCGCCGCCUCGCCUUCUCCCGCCAGCUCUCCUCCAACUCCGCCACGCCGCGCCUCGCCCGCUCCGACUCCUCCAUCGCCAUGCCCAUGCCCAUACCCGUACCCCCGCCCUACCAGGGGCCCAAGCCCAGCAAGAAGCUCCUCCGCCUGGCCACGGCCAGCCGCCCCAUGCGACGCCUCGCCCUCCUCCUCGCUCUCAACGUCGCCUACUCCGCCACCGAGCUCGCCAUCGGCCUAUUCACCGGACGCGUUGGCUUAGUUUCAGAUGCUUUCCACCUGACAUUUGGAUGCGGCCUGUUAACUUUCUCAUUGUUCGCAAUGGCUGCAUCUCGAACCAAGCCUGAUAACCUCUACACCUAUGGCUACAAAAGGUUGGAGGUUCUAGCUGCCUUUACAAAUGCCGUGUUUCUAUUGUUUCUGUCUUUCUCCUUGGCUGUUGAAGCAUUGCAUGCAUUUAUGCAAGAUGAAUCAGAGCACAAGCAUUAUCUCAUUGUAUCUGCUGUCACCAACCUUUUGGUCAACUUACUUGGUGUUUGGUUCUUUCGGAACUAUGCUCGUGUUAACAUAGUUUACAGGAAUGCAGAGGAUAUGAAUUACCACUCGGUUUGUUUGCAUGUCUUGGCAGAUUCGAUACGGAGUGCUGGCUUGAUACUAGCUUCUUGGUUUCUUUCAUUGGGGAUCGAGAAUGCUGAAGUUCUGUGCCUGGGGAUUGUCUCGGUGGCAGUUUUCAUGCUUGUUUUGCCGUUGUUUAAAGCCACUGGUAAUAUCCUACUACAAAUUGCACCUGGCAAUGUGCCACCUUCAGCAUUUGCGAAGUGUUCCAGACAGAUUAUUGCUUGUGAAGAUGUUUCCGAAGUAUGGCAAGGUCGAUUUUGGGAGCUUGUACCUGGUCAGGCUGUUGGAUCUCUGUCCAUCAGGGUGAAGAGUGGCGCCAAUGAUCGGGCGGUCCUUGAAUACGCGCAUGGUCUCUAUCAAGAUUUGGGCAUUCAGGAUCUGACCGUCCAAACCGGUUUGGACGACUCGUAGUUGUCUCAUACUGUGCUCCGUUUGUUUAUAUAAACACGUACACGAAUCAAAAUGUAUGCAGCUUACAUCAUAUAAUCACAGCUGUAAUUUGCCUAUG
This is a messenger RNA of Panicum virgatum (switchgrass), 1288 nucleotides long. RefSeq names its product metal tolerance protein C2-like. The transcript has 10 exons. Lineage: Eukaryota; Viridiplantae; Streptophyta; Magnoliopsida; Poales; Poaceae. Gene Ontology annotation, cellular component: Golgi apparatus; membrane. Gene Ontology annotation, molecular function: zinc ion transmembrane transporter activity. Gene Ontology annotation, biological process: zinc ion transport; transmembrane transport; intracellular zinc ion homeostasis. The record is from RefSeq and is a predicted model, not a curated record. Bases 106 to 1191 code for a protein of 361 amino acids.